CGAGGAUAUAAGGGAGAGCUGAUCCCGUAAGAAGCCAACCGAGACAUCGGCGAUUCCAACGGUAGCCACGAGACCCCACCGAUUCCACCAUGAAGGUGACCGUUGCCCUGGCCCUGGUCACCCUGGCUCUCUGCUGUUACUCCACCGCUGCUUCCUCUGGCAUCUGCCCAGUUUUCCUUGAUGUUGUGAACAAGCUUUUCACUGGCACUUUCCGGGAGUAUCUCCAGUCCCUCCAACCUUACCAGCCCACAGAGGUGAUGAUUGAAGCGGUGUCUGAACUGAAAGGCCUGGUGAAUCUCCUCUCCCCGGAAAACAAAGCUGCCGUCCUGCAACUGAUGGGGAAUAUGAUGCUCAGCAAGGAAUGUGGCGGCCUCCAGCCCGAAUAAGUUUCCAGACUCCCGCCCCCAUCUCCACGCUGACUCUCUUCAUCCGGACUUCCACCUCUCACUAAAUGCCUUUUCCCCACCCCCUUCUCCAAUCCUGAUACUGUCCCCCUGCUAGAAUCCUCCACAAUAAACAAAGGCUUCGUUAAAUGC
Molecule: messenger RNA, 536 nt
Organism: Tachyglossus aculeatus (Australian echidna)
Lineage: Eukaryota; Metazoa; Chordata; Mammalia; Monotremata; Tachyglossidae
Product: uteroglobin-like
Exons: 3
Coding region: 90-386 (98 amino acids)
Biological process (GO): signal transduction
Cellular component (GO): cytoplasm
Source: RefSeq, a predicted model, not a curated record